Molecule: messenger RNA, 2604 nt
Organism: Hevea brasiliensis (rubber tree)
Lineage: Eukaryota; Viridiplantae; Streptophyta; Magnoliopsida; Malpighiales; Euphorbiaceae
Product: probable methyltransferase PMT11
Exons: 9
Coding region: 221-2209 (662 amino acids)
Cellular component (GO): endosome; cytoplasm; trans-Golgi network
Molecular function (GO): methyltransferase activity
Source: RefSeq, a predicted model, not a curated record
CUUUAUACAUUACCAGUCACCAGAACACCGACGUAACGAACCAACAGCUCAUCCUCAAUCCAAAACGUCACUGGCUAAAACUGCAGCCUACCCACUCCACAAGAUGGCCUUAAUGCCCAAUUAACCAUCUUUAAUCUCCCCAUAAUCCUCCAUUAACAACCCAUAAGAUAAAACCCCAAUCCGAGAUCUCUGCUUGGAUGCUAGCUUAUCUUCUGCAACCAUGAAAGCUCUCACCAAUGUGGAUCUCUUCAAAACCCCUCUGGUUCUCAAGAUCACGGCCUUCAUUUUAAUCUUCAUCACAUUCUUCUACUUGGGUAGGCACUGGUCUUCCAAUGGCUACCAGCAACUCAUCUUCUUUUCUUCAGCCCCGCAAAAAUCCGUCGCUGUUUCGCCUAACUUCAAUAAGUCCUUUAAUAUCACUGCUCUCAUCGCCCAAACUCAAUCCCAAACCUCUCCACUUCAACCGCCACCGAUGACGACAGAUCAGUCUUCGCUGUUUGAUAUGAAUCGGACGUUUGGGAUUCUUGACAGUGAUGGGAGAAUGAGGAAUGAGUUUGAGGUUGGGGAGUUCGAUCCGGAGGUUCUGGAGAAUUGGGGGAAUGAGACUGGAGUUGAGAGUGGUGAGAAAGAUGUUAGUAUCAGGGUUAAGAGAUUUGAGCUUUGCCCGGAGAGUAUGAGAGAGUAUAUUCCGUGUUUGGAUAAUGUGGAGGCGAUUAAGAGGUUGAAUUCGACGGAGAGAGGUGAAAAGUAUGAACGGCAUUGCCCGGAGGAAGGGAAAGGAUUGAAUUGUUUGGUCCCGCAGCCGAAAGGCUACCGACAGCCAAUUCCGUGGCCGAGGAGUCGAGAUGAGGUAUGGUAUAGCAAUGUUCCUCACACUCGUUUAGUUGAAGAUAAAGGAGGUCAAAACUGGAUUUCUAAAGUGAAAGACAAGUUUAAGUUUCCUGGUGGUGGUACCCAGUUCAUACAUGGGGCAGAUCAAUAUUUGGAUCAGAUUAAUAAGAUGGUCCCUGAUAUUGCAUUUGGUAGUCAUACUCGGGUUGUUCUGGAUGUUGGAUGUGGUGUGGGAAGUUUUGGUGCCUAUUUGCUAUCAAGGAAUGUAUUAACUAUGUCAAUAGCUCCCAAGGAUGUUCAUGAGAACCAAAUUCAGUUUGCUCUUGAGCGCGGUGUACCUGCAAUGAUUGCAGCAUUUGCUACUCACCGUUUGUUAUUUCCAAGUCAAGCCUUUGAAGUAAUACAUUGUUCAAGAUGUAGAAUCAAUUGGACUCGUGAUGAUGGAAUCCUGCUCCUUGAGGUCAAUAGGAUGCUUCGGGCAGGAGGAUACUUUGCUUGGGCAGCACAGCCAGUUUAUAAGCAUGAGCAAAUUCUAGAGGAACAGUGGGAAGAGAUGCUUAACCUUACCACUCGUCUUUGCUGGACACUUGUUAAGAAGGAGGGAUAUAUUGCAAUAUGGAAGAAACCCUUCAACAACAGCUGCUACCUAAGCCGUGAAGCAGGAAUAAAGCCUCCUUUGUGUGAUCCAAACGAUGACCCUGACAAUGUUUGGUAUGUUGAUCUGAAGGCAUGCAUUACUCGAAUUCCUGAAGAUGGAUAUGGAGCAAAUGUCGCCAAAUGGCCUGACCGUUUGCACACCGCACCUGAUAGGCUCCAGAGCAUACAAAUGGAUGCUGACAUGUCCAGAAAAGAGCUAUUCAAGGCGGAAUCAAAAUACUGGUCUGAAAUAAUAGCCAGCUAUGUACGUGCUUGGCAUUGGAAGAAGUUCAAAUUAAGAAACGUAUUGGAUAUGAGAGCCAGCUUUGGAGGAUUUGCAGCUGCACUAAUUGACCAAGGAUUUGAUUGCUGGGUUCUGAAUGUGGUUCCUGUUAGUGGGCCCAAUACCUUGCCUGUUAUAUAUGAUCGUGGACUUCUAGGAGUGAUGCAUGAUUGGUGUGAACCAUUUGAUACGUACCCAAGAACCUAUGAUUUAUUGCAUGCAGCUGGGCUCUUCUCUAUUGAAAGGAAAAGAUGUAAUAUCUCUACCAUCAUGCUUGAGAUGGAUCGCAUACUCAGACCUGGUGGUCGGGCAUACAUUCGUGACUCCCUCAAUGUCAUGGAUGAACUUCAAGAGACAGCAAAGGCCAUGGGUUGGCAUGUCGCAUUGCAUGAUACAUCUGAGGGUCCACAUGCAAGUUAUAGGAUCUUGAUCUGUGACAAACAACUAUUGCAUCGUUGAGCAAUUGGCAUACCAAAAUUGACUUGUUCUCUUAAAGGUAACUGUAAAGAUCACACCAACAAGACUUAAUAGCAUCCCAUUAACGUAAAUGUUGAAAAGACAACAGUCGAAAGAGUUUAUUGCAGAUGGAAGAAAUGUUUCAUUCUAUAGCAAGUAUGCCGUUGGAUGAUUAAAAUUCUUUAACGUCCCAUCCUUUCAUUUUGGUGCCUUAUGUUGGAUGUGGUUGCUGAUAUGGCCAAAUCUGGGCAGCUGAGAGAUGGUGCAUAAAAGAGAGAACUAUGCUAGAGCUUUGUAAAGUGUAAAACAGGAUCUCAUAGUUUUAAAGUAAAGGCAUUUGUAUUAUUUAUUCUUAUAUCGGAUUGACACGAAAAAAAUAUAUAUAUUCUUUCAAUAUA